Molecule: messenger RNA, 8287 nt
Organism: Lonchura striata (white-rumped munia)
Lineage: Eukaryota; Metazoa; Chordata; Aves; Passeriformes; Estrildidae
Gene: PEX5L
Product: peroxisomal biogenesis factor 5 like
Biological process (GO): protein import into peroxisome matrix, docking
Cellular component (GO): cytosol; peroxisomal membrane
Molecular function (GO): protein binding
Source: RefSeq, a predicted model, not a curated record
UUUUUUUUUUUUUUCUUUCUAGUAGUCGAGCGGCCGGAGAAGCGCCCCAGCGCAGCGCACCUGCCGGGCCGAGGGCAGCCGAGCAGCCGCGGCAGGAUGUACCAGGGACACAUGCAGGCAGUAGGUGAAACCUUGAAGAAAAAGUGGCUCUGUCUUCAAAAAAGUGACCUGACCUUUGCUUUGGGCAAAGGCGCUAGGGCGGCCGAUAAGGCUGUGGCCAUGGUGAUGAAGGAGAUUCCGAGGGAGGAGUCUGCAGAAGAAAAGCCCCUCCUCACUGUGGCAUCCCAGGGGUGCAGAAGCCAAAAGGAAGCAGACUCAAGUGAAAAACUGGUGAAUGAGCAACAGGAGAGCAGACCCCUCCUGAGCCCCUCCAUUGAUGACUUUCUCUGUGAAACUAAGCCAGAAGCUGUUGCAAGGCCUGUAACAUCGAAUACUGCAGUAUUAUCAACAGGUCUGGAUCUCUUGGAUCUUAGUGAACCUGUCUUACAAACCCAAAACAAAGCAAAGAAAUCAGAGAAUCCUUCAAGAACUGAAGGCUUAAAAGCUUCAACCCACAGAAAGAAGACAGAGAAUCCUGACCUGAUCAGUGUGGAUUCUGAGCAGAAAGUCCAGGCUGGCAGAGUUGCAGACAAGUCUUCUCUAGAUUUAGUUGAUAUUCAGACACAGAUAGAGAAAUGGGAUGAUGCCAGUUUUCAUGGAGACAGGAGUAGCAAGGUCCACCCUUCUGCAGAGAGAACAUCAUCAUCAUCCAGAGCUCCAUCAAAAGAGAUUUUAUGGUCCACAGAAAACAGAUCACAGUCUGAGCUGACCAAUGUCAAGAGUGCCUUGGACUCUGAUUCAGCAUCAGAAUUAGAACUUGCACCUGCAAUACAGGUGGGGGAGCAGUGUGGUCACAGGACUUUUUCCUGCUGGAAAAGGAACUCUAAUACGGAGGGCUCUGGGCUAAAGGCACGGUCAAGUAAGGAGCAGCGUUGGGGAACACCUCUUCUCUCCAGAAAUCACUCCUUGGAGGAGGAAUUUGAAAGAGCAAAGGCAGCUGUUGAGUCUGACACAGAGUUUUGGGAUAAAAUGCAAGCAGAAUGGGAAGAAAUGGCUCGCAGAAAUUGGAUUUCAGAGAACCAGGAAGCACCAGGGCAAGUCACCAUCUCAACCAUCGAGAAGGGUUAUUAUUUCCACACUGACAACCCCUUCAAAGACUGGCCUGGUGCUUUUGAGGAAGGACUGAAAAAAAUGAAAGAAGGUGACCUGCCUGUUACAAUCCUGUACCUGGAGGCUGCAAUUCUCCAAGAGCCCAACGAUGCUGAGGCCUGGCAGUUCCUGGGUAUAACACAGGCAGAAAAUGAAAAUGAGCAGGCAGCCAUCGUGGCCCUACAAAGGUGCUUGGAACUGCAGCCAAACAACCUGAAAGCUCUGAUGGCCCUGGCUGUGAGUUACACCAACACUGGCCAUCAACAAGAAGCCUACCAAUCCCUGAGAAACUGGAUAAAGCAAAAUCCAAAAUACAAGUACAUUGUGAGAAGCAAAAAAGGCUCCCCAGCACUUACCAGGAGGAUGUCUAAGACAGCAGAUGAAAGCUCAUUACUUGAAGAAGUAAAGGAUUUGUACCUGGAGGCUGCUCACCAGAAUGGUGAUAUGAUAGACCCUGACCUGCAGACAGGACUUGGGGUUCUUUUUCACCUGAAUGGAGAAUUUAACAGAGCAAUAGAUGCAUUUAGUGCUGCUUUAACUGUUCGACCAGAGGACUACACGCUGUGGAACCGCCUUGGGGCGACCUUGGCCAACGGGGACCGCAGUGAAGAAGCUGUGGAGGCCUACACACGAGCUCUGGAAAUUCAACCUGGCUUCAUCAGGUCCAGAUACAACCUGGGGAUAAGCUGCAUCAACCUAGGGGCAUACAGAGAGGCUGUCAGCAACUUCCUCACUGCUCUCAGUUUGCAAAGAAAAAGCAGGAAUCAACAGCACGUUCCCCACCCUGCUCUAUCAGGCAAUAUUUGGGCAGCACUUCGGAUUGCUCUGUCUAUGAUGGACCAGCCAGAACUAUUUCAAGCUGCCAAUGUGGGUGAUCUAGACAUUCUCUUAAGAGCUUUUAAUCUAGAGCCGUAAUAAAAAGGAUUCAAGAAUUGAUUAAAUUGUAUUAGGAAAUAGAGAACUUUUUUACUACACAUCCCCAAAUGUCCACAUUUUCCAAAAGAUCAUGACUGUAGAUCAGUAGGGGAAUUCCUUCAGACAUUAUUCAUAAAGGGAAAGUUCAAAAGCACAAAAGUAGUGUAAAUAAAUUCAAACUCAAAGGGUUGAAAUGAGCUGUGGCUAAUUGGACAAAGCCCUGUACUACAUGAAACAGCAAUUUCUGAAGAAUCUUCAUCCCAUGCAAGCUAGUUCUCUCUAUAUACAUACAGCAGUAAAAAGAAAAGUAUCUUAAGAAGAAACCUAGAUAAUGGUUAUUGCACCUUAGAAUGGCAAGCAGUGCAUCCAAGGAACCUGCUUAGGAGCUCAUUGCACUAUGCUGACACCACUUUGCCCCACAGUGGGGAUUCCCUGUCCUUUGGUUUUCUUUGAUGAAAAAUCUUCCCAAGGUCCGUUUUUAACACAGCUCUGAAAAUAGAUGCAUGUAAAAGGGAUAUGUUUUGUUUUGAAUGUAUUUAUUAGCUGGCAAUCCAUUUUUUGCUUCCAAAGGUACCUGGAUUAGUUUGGACUCAGUUCUGCAGGCUCAUAAGCCAUGUGCAAUGUCAAGGGGAACAUAGUCCAUGGAGGGCUAUGGGAUGAGGCCAGGUACAUUUGGGGAAGCCAGGUGUUGCCAGCAGAAGAGGCAAUUUGCACUGGAAUUGUUACUGUUCAAACCAACUGUCCUUGAUCUGGGACAGUCUGAAGGAGCUCAUGGCAGGGUCUGCACCUUUCUGUGUACUUACGCACUUUAAUCUUCCUUUUUGUAAAAUAGUGCUAUGCUUUUAUUUUAGUCACCAACAAUGGAAUGUACAGGAUGGCCUUGUUGGCAGAGAGGACCAAAUAUAAUUUCCUGAAAUGUAAUGAGAAGGUUUUUAAUAUUCUCUUGUUUAAAAAUGCAAAUACAGUAUAAGCUGUAUUAACAACUAGAAAGAUUAUUAUAUGCAUCCAUCAGGUACUACACAUAUACAUGCAUGUGCAUGCACAUACAUGUUGUAUGCAAAUGAUGUCAUUUCAGAACAUAAAAAGCUGCAGAUCUUCAUUGCAAAUGAAGAAAAAUAUUCAUAGAAGUUACUGCCUGCAGAGAGUGCUCAAGGGAAAACUUUCCCUGAAGAAAUUGGUCUAUACUAUGCUUGUAGGAUUGAGACCAAGGCUUGAUCCUGCUGUUGUGGCAAACAGCAGCAAAAGUCUCCACGAGCUCCAUGAUACCAGAGAAAAUCCUUAGAUAACACCAGUAUGUGUAACUGCUUACAAAUGUGUGUAUAAACACCCUAUCUUCAUUUUCCCUGGCUGGAUGAAUGAGGAGCAGGGUUGGGGCAGUACCAGUCCCUGAUGGAUGGAUUGAUUCAGCUACAAUCAAACACAUUUAGCUCAGGGUGAAUGUGUCAAUCAAAGAAGGAAGAGAAAUUUUUAGGAGGUGAUUUUCAGUUGCUGAUAUUUUAAAUAUUUUUCCUGAAUAGCAAAACAUAAAAAGUGUUAUUAGAUGUGUUGAUCUGUGAUCAGGAAUUCAAUUUGAAGAGUAGCUGCUGCAAUGUGUUAAAGUGGGACAAAUAACACAUUUCCUAUAAACAACACUAGAAGAAAAAUCCAGCUCAGAGGGAUAAAAAAAGAAAUCCAACUGCACAGAUCACAGAGAAAGAUGCUCUGUGGGAGUUGGAUAGUUUCACCAGUACAAACCUAAAGUUUCUUGCAGCUGUCUGUUAUUUUGAGCCACCACUUAAAGGAAAAUUCCAUGUAAGACAGUGUAAUCACUGCAUCUAAUCACCAUAUAUAGGUUGUUAAAUAAAAAUAAUUGUCUUUAGAAAAAUAAAAGGCUUACCCCUCACUCUCUCCCACUGAGUAGAGAUGACGAAACAGCUACCAAAAAUUUUUGAGAGUGCUUAUUAAUUCCUUGUUUACACAUAUAUUCCUGUUUAUCUACCAGGUGUUUCAUAACCGAUUCCUGCAGCUUUCUGUGAGGAUGGGACUGCCUGGGAAUGUCACUUUGGCUAAGUGGGCUGUGUAUGCAUAUCUGCUGACAACAGUUUGCCCUUUUGCUUUGCCAGCGAUGUGUGAUGACAGCUCUUUAUUGAUAAGGCAGAGCAGAAGGUGCAGUGCAAUUGAAUCUGGGAAGUGAUAAGAGAGAAGGGAGGCAGCUUUGAGAAGAGGCUGUAAAGCAAAGGCAUAUGUGCUUCGGCUUUGCUUGAUGCCCUGCCAUCACACAAGUUCUUCUAGGAUAUCCUUUGUGCUGUGAUGUAGUAUAAUCAGUGCUUACGCAGAGGAAUUAGCUGUUCAGGGACUUUAUUUUUAUAUCUUUGAAAUUAACAACAACAACAAAAAAGUAUUUCUCAGAGUCAGGAUGACAACUGGUAUUUGAUUCUUGUGGCAGUUCACUAAACAUCUCCUCCAGACCGUGGAUGAGUAACACAGAAAUCAUUAGGAAAACCUUAUGCGUGUCCAAGCCUCUCCAAAAAGAACAGACUAAGUAGGUAGCUAUUUGUUUAUCCUGGGAUGCACUGCUCAAAACUACAUUUAUCUGCUGACAAAUGUCCACGCCCAUGGGACUGGCACGAGCUGUGUGUGUAACCUUGAGACAACUGACCAGGCUGGACUCUGCCCUCCCUGGCCCUGGCCCAUCUCAGCUCUGCUGUACAGCACCUGGGCUACAAAGCCUGUCCAGAGAGGGGCACAGCCCUGGAGGGGAUCCCAGCUGCUCUCUCCUGUUGUAGCUAGCCCAUGGCCAGUCAGCCAUGUGCCACUGAUAGAGGCUAAAGCAGAUGACAGGGGGACAGUGGCACACCUCACACAGUUCUGGACUGGUUGGGGAGUGGCUGGAGACUGAGCUCACCUCACUCUAACAGGUCAGGCCCAGCAAUUCUUGGGACUUCUGGGCACUUCCUUAGGAUGCUGGGCUUUAUCAUCCCCCUUUAGCCCCCUCUGCCAAGCGCUGUCAGUGCAGCAGACAGCAUUAGAUACAGCUUUGAGCUGACCUCCUCUUGGCAUUCCUUAAAUAUUCAGGACAAGUUUGUAUAUUUGCCUGAAAAGCAAGAGGAAACAUGUGAGGAGGCUGCAGCAUAUUAACAACCUGGAUAGAAAAUUCAUCUACUUGUGCUGCUAACCAAGCAUGAGGUGGGAUAAAUAAGGCAGGUGCUGAACAGUAGCAGAUUGAGCCUGAGAGUGAGAGACAGCAAAUCUGGGUCCUGUUCUCAGCAUCCCUGGGAGCUCGACCAAGUCAAAGCCUCCUGCCAUCCCUGACUUGCCCAGGUGUGCAAGGAAGAAAGAUGGGAAACAGCAUUCCUGGCACUACCUGGGAGCAGGGGGGAAUCACUGCCUCACACUGCAGGGGCCAGGUCACCACUCCCCUGGGCAGGAAGGUAACACAAACACGAGCUUGCUCAGGUCAAGGGAAGCAGUUUCACACAGAAACUACUGAUUUCAGCAGAGGAGAGCCUCAGACAUUUCAGGAUGCUGUAGGGCAUCUAUGAGGUGAGGCCCAAUUAGAGUGCUGCAAUGGUGUAUCACCAUGUCCCACUCCUGUUUCCCUUUCUUGUUACUCCUCUCUUUUUCCAGAGGUGAUUUAUCACUGCCAGGCAACUGAUUCCAAGUUUUUGAAUAUUUUUUUUCUAUUUUAUAUUUCAUGCAAUUAAAAAAAAAAAAAGUAUUCCUAACCCCAGCUUGGGACUGUCCUUGUCCUCUGCAAACCUUUAGGAAUAGUUAUGACCUAGAAGCCUGAUCCAUCAAGCUGCUGAACACUGUAAGCCUGGAGUCUGCACAAGAGUGCUCAGCACUCUGCAUGGUCACUUCUCAUGCAGGCAUUCCAGGAGAGGCUGGCUCUGGCACCACUGCAUGUGCUGAACAGGCACUGGAAUCACAGGGGCUGGUGAGGGAGUGAGGCUUUGCCAUGAGGGCAAAAGGCUCAUUUCUGCCUGACCUCUUUAAACUGGAAUGACCACAGCAUCCUUGUGGCCAGAGACUGGUUUAUGUCAGCUUGAAGAACCAAUUUGACUUUUAUGCACACACAUAAACAUACCUGUAUCUAGUGGUGUUUUCUUAUGAGCUGAUAAAUCACAGCACUUGUAAAAAUAUCGAGGGGGAGGUUCAAAUGCCACAAAACCUCAUGUGACAAUAUUGCAUGCAACUGCAUUAACCAGUAACCACUAUGCAAUAUUAACCCCAAGCAUGCAGCAAUGCUACCUGAGCAUGUGUUUAGAGAAUGCAUGCAGAAGGCUCACUCAUAGGGUAUUCUUAAAACUAUUGAUUCACAUCAUCUGUGGAACAUUUUACAGGUCCCUUGCACCUGCCAGACUCAAAUCUGAGUUGUUAAUAUUAUCUGGAACAGGCUAGAUCAAACACAGAGCCCUUUUAAAAUCCCAUCCUUAGAAUUCACUUUGUGUUGUGGGUUUCAUAUUUGCUCCAAGUGUUUAAUCAUUAACAGACAUCUGUAUAACAGCUUUUGCAGACAUGUUUUAGUCCUGCUUUUUUGUCCUGAGAGCAGGACCCUCUCAAGAAUUGAAAAGCUAAAUUUCACAGGGAAGCUGGGUUGUUUGGAUUUUCACAUUUUCAUCUCUACUCUCAACCCCAGAACAGCCAGGUAUCCUAGGAAUAUCCACAGAGCACGGGCCUCCAUGGCAGAAAUAACAACUGCUGUCCUUACUGGCACAGCCAAAGCCCGAGGCCUAAAUCAUUGUCUGUUGGAGCCAGUGAGAAAUGGAGCAGAGCAUAAAUUGGUUGUAGAUUUCUUUUGCCCAAACACGCAUCUGCAAAAUGAGACAUUAGUUAUUUUCGCAUGAAUUACCUGCACAGUUGAAAAAAAUGUGAUUUCUGGUCACCAGUGUUGUCAGCUUAGCAGUCUGUACAGUGAAUCUAUGUAAUAAAUGUUAAUAAUAUACCAAGUAUUCACAAAAACGGUAAGACAAAAUGCACUGCACGUUGUGAAAAAAAAAUGGUGGAUAUGCAAUACAAUUUUAUCUACUAUUCAAACCUUACCUAGGCUAGCAUCAGAUUCCUUCAUUAUGGUUCUACUGAUUUUUGGACUGGUGAAAUAAAUCAGAGAACAGGAGUGCCAUGGAUGAAGAGAUCACUGACACUUUGAACAAACAUAGGAAAAAUGAAAAACAGGCAUGUCAGAGAAUCCAUGGGAAGUUUCAGAGCCUCAGCCCAUGAAGUAACAGGCAUUAGGUAAGGUAAAGAGAAGGAAUCUAAAUUUUCCUAAAAUAUGCUGUAACUUUACAAAUGCUUGCAAUAUGUGACAGCCCAUUGAGCAAGCUUGCAUGGUCAAGACUUGAUGUGCUUUGAUCUUUUUUCCCCUUCUACAUUUACAGAAUGCCAUUGACAUUGGCUGAACCUUUAAUUUAAAUAGCCUUUUUAAUAUCAGUAAGCUAUUGUAAAUUCAGAAAAAUAAAAAAAAUUUAUAAAUAUAUUUUAUAUAUCAGAGUAUAACAUAUCUAGAGUAAAAUAAAACUAUAUAGUUUUGAGAGGCAUUCUGUGUGGCUUCUUCUAUAUGCUGUAAACUGUUUGAAAACCUUUGCAAUCUUGCAUCAGUUCUUUUGGCUUUAUUUUUAAGCCAACAUAGAGGAAAGAAGUGAUUCCAGGGUUGGCAGAUACUUUCACCUGGGCCAUCUGAAGAGCCCUGCUGUGCUCCCCGGUGUCCCUGGGGAAGUGCAGGGCAGGGCUGGGCAGCGCUGCCCAGGUGGGAGCUCAGCCCUCACCUGAAUGUUUACAUUCCCUUACAAAGGCUCCCACUGACCCAGAUUCAGAGUCUGAAUGUAAGAACACACGGGGUACAAGGUCAGUUUCUUACUACAGGUAACUCUGCCUCUGUAUGCUUAGUGCAUUAUCAGCUGUGUAUAAUAUUAAACACAGACCUAUAGUUUACUGAUGCUUUAAUUUGCUGUUUCCCUGCACUGCUGUUUAAAAUAAUCUGUUUCCUCAAAAGAGUAUGAUGUGCAUACUGGAUGUGUUAAAUUUAUUAAGGUCACAGAUUACUAUUUGCAAAGCACCACACUUAAUGUAGUAUUUUUGUACUGUAAUGGAAGCAUGCCUUCCUUGGGUUCUUUUCCACAUAUUAAAUUGUAUUUAUUAAUUGUAUUUAUAACUGUGCAAUUUUUAAAUAUGUUUUAAAAAUAAACUUUGUCUGUGGCUUCAAAUA